Aspergillus homomorphus CBS 101889 is the source of this 1159-nucleotide messenger RNA. Its product is annotated as 4-dimethylallyltryptophan methyltransferase. Bases 87 to 1112 code for a protein of 341 amino acids. The record is from RefSeq and is a predicted model, not a curated record. Gene Ontology annotation, molecular function: methyltransferase activity. The transcript is spliced from 3 exons. Lineage: Eukaryota; Fungi; Ascomycota; Eurotiomycetes; Eurotiales; Aspergillaceae.
UUCUGUUCCUGAGCUUCGGAAACCCAUCUUCCUUUUUUUCUGUCACAGUUGCCCACCAGUACAAUCGUACAGACUCUCUUUCCAAGAUGGAAGACGUCAACGCCCUCGUACGAGACAUUCGCAGUUCCAAAUGCGAGUCUAGUAUCGCUCGAGAUAUCAUCGAAGGGAUGCGCCAAGAGCCAAGAAACCUUCCUACGAUUCUUCUCUACAGUGAAAAAGGCCUUCAAGCUUAUGAUCGCCACUCUCACGCUCCCGGGUACUAUCCUCGACAAGAAGAGUUAUUGAUCCUCCAGAAGCAAGCCCGCAACAUCGCAAACUCCAUCGAAAACGGCAGCGUUCUUCUUGACCUGGGUAGCGCGAGCCUGGACAAGACAUUGCUUCUGCUGGAGGCCCUCGAAGCCGCAGGGAAGGACGUUCAAUACUUCGCGUUGGAUCUGGACCACAACGAGCUGGUAUCGACGCUGAAGACGCUCCCGCUGGAUCAGUUCAAGCAUGUGAGCUGUGCAGCGCUGCACGGGACCUUCGACGACGGCCUGCAGUGGCUGCACAGCGCACCGGAGAUCGCCGAGCUGCCGAAAUGCGUCAUGUUCCUUGGGUCAACGAUCGGGAACUUCUCGCGCGCCGAGGCCGCGGCGUUCUUGAAACAGGUCGCGAUGAAGGCGCUCACGCGCGCACCGGGCACCAGCUCCAUCAUCCUCACCGUCGAUGGAUGCAAGGUCCCCACCAAGAUCCUCCACGCGUACACCGGCGACGGCGUGCUGCCUUUCACCCUCUCCGCCAUGGAGUAUGCAAGCGCGAUCAUGAGCAAGCACACCCAGUCCGCUGAGAACGCCUUUAAUGUCGAUGACUGGACGACGAUGAGCGAGUGGAACUCCACCCACGGGCGGUAUGAGGCGUCCUUCACGCCCAUGUCCAGCGAUGUUCAACUCGGACCCCCGUUCGAGGAUGUUGUCAUCAAGAAAGGCGACAAGAUCCGCAUCGUUUACAGCCACAAGUAUGACGAGACGGAGCGCCAAGAGCUCUUUGAUAAUGCCGGCUUGUACCAGGUCCAGCACUGGACAGAGGACAACUGCGACCUCGGUUUCUACCAGGUGAAGUUGCCGCCUAAUUAGGUGGGGUGCAUCAUCCAGAAUCUAGACUCGGGUUGGCCUAAGUCGCC